Molecule: messenger RNA, 1340 nt
Organism: Syzygium oleosum
Lineage: Eukaryota; Viridiplantae; Streptophyta; Magnoliopsida; Myrtales; Myrtaceae
Product: NAC domain-containing protein 21/22-like
Exons: 3
Coding region: 167-1078 (303 amino acids)
Biological process (GO): regulation of DNA-templated transcription
Molecular function (GO): DNA binding
Source: RefSeq, a predicted model, not a curated record
GGUCUUUAGAAUAUUUCCAAAUCCCAAGAACCAAAAGAAGGAGAAACUUCCCCUCCCUCAUAGCUUCCUUAUUAUUUUUACGAUCGUCAUCCCCAUCCUCCUCAUCAUCAUCUGCAAUCACCAAAUUCGUACCCACAAAAGAAAAGUGAGGAUUUAGUCGGAAGAAAUGGGGUUGAGAGACAUUGGAGCAACACUGCCUCCUGGGUUUAGGUUUUACCCAAGUGAUGAGGAGUUGGUGUGUCAUUAUCUGUUCAAGAAGAUCGCCAAUGAGCAGAGCUUGAAGGGCACUUUGGUCGAGGUUGACUUGCACACUUGUGAGCCAUGGCAGCUUCCCGAUGUGGCCAAGCUCAAUGCCAGCGAGUGGUACUUCUUCAGCUUUCGCGACCGCAAGUACGCGACCGGGUUCCGAACCAAUCGUGCCACGACAUCGGGAUACUGGAAAGCUACAGGGAAGGAUCGAACGGUGCACGAUCCGGCAACACGCGAAAUCGUGGGGAUGAGGAAGACGUUGGUGUUCUACAGGAACCGAGCUCCGAAUGGGAUCAAAACGGGGUGGAUCAUGCAUGAGUUCCGCUUGGAGACUCCACACAUGCCUCCUAAGGAGGAUUGGGUACUGUGCAGAGUGUUUCACAGAAGCAAGGCAGAGGGCAGCGACAAACUAAGCCCACCCUACAUGUUUGAGGCACCUUCCACCACCGCAAUCAAUAUUGCACCUUCUCUCAAAUCUCCUCCAAAUGACCCAACCACAACCAUGCCUUAUCAUCAUCAUCAGCAUCACUCUUAUCACGCAACACUCACCUCAUCACUAUCCUCAAGCUCAACCCACCACCAUGACCAUCACCACAACCACAAUUCAAAUUCUCUCCAUCUUCUUCACUACCCAAAUAACGUUCAAGAAAGAAACAUGCCCCCGGCCUCCAAUAUGAUGUCGGACAUCGACUCCAAGUUUGUCGACGAUGACUACGGCUUCCUUUGGGACGCCAACCUAGAAGAGAGUAGCAUCUGCGAUGGGGUUUCCUCGAACCUAGGCAGAGAGGACGUGAGAUUUGAAAUGGAUAAUAGUGUGGUUUUCCUAUAAUUUAGGCUACAAAAGAAAAAUUAAGAAAAAGUGUACACCCAUUUCUCGCGUGUGAUGUUAUGGUCUUAAUCGUGCUUGUUUAAUUACACAUUAGGAGAGAGAGAGAGAGAGAGAGAGAGAGAGAGAGAGAGAGAGCUUGUGCUAGGUUUGGUAGGUUUGUUUGUUCUCCCUUACAUAUAAAAUACACAGCAUAUGGAAUAUUGUAAAUAAAUUAUGUAAAGUCAAAUUCUUUAUGAGUGAUGGACAAAAUUUCCCUGUUCUU